Phragmites australis (common reed) is the source of this 697-nucleotide messenger RNA. RefSeq lists its product as uncharacterized. Bases 1 to 576 code for a protein of 191 amino acids. The transcript has a single exon. NCBI's taxonomy places the organism in Eukaryota, Viridiplantae, Streptophyta, Magnoliopsida, Poales, Poaceae. The record is from RefSeq and is a predicted model, not a curated record.
AUGGCUUUCUCUGCUUCCGUCGUCCACGUUUCCUUCUUGGCCGCCGUACUCGUCCUCUUCGCGGCCACCGCGGCCGGAGCGAAUGCCACGGUGGCCACCAACACCACCGUGACGGCGGGCCGCUCCUCCACGAUGGCGUUGCCAGCGUCGGCGGCGGCGCCCAACGACUCGCUCCAGUACAUCUGUUACCUGUGCCGCAAGCGCAACACCCUGAUGAUGACGUGGUGCCCCAUUGAGAAAGACGAGUGUCACAUCGCCUGCCUGUCGCUGCCGUCCCCGUCCUCUCCUCCCCGGCCCCGCGCGGUGGCCGCCCCCGGCGACGGGAACGGGAACCGCGGCGACGAUGACUGCUACGUCAUGAAGCUGUACCCCGACGGCAGCUGGGUCGUCGUGGACGUGGUCAGCUGCCAGGCGGCCGCGGGGUGCUACCUCGUGUGCAGCUACGGCGACGCGCGGGAGGACGGGGCCUGGACCACCCCGGCAACGCCGAGAGAGCCGCUGCCGCACCGCCUCGCCGACUUCGAGCGGUGCGGCGACCAGCUCGUUGCGCCGGGCGCGGCCGUCCCCGGCGUGUAGCCUCGAGUGACGUUCCCACGACGAUGCAUCCGGUUGGUUCGGUCGAACGGCCUUGUCGCGUGCACUCGCACGAAUUUACAUGUGAGGCUCAUAGUGAUCACGAUUGCAGGUGCACCUUCGC